Armigeres subalbatus is the source of this 7994-nucleotide messenger RNA. RefSeq lists its product as uncharacterized. The coding region runs from base 135 to 7994 and encodes 2619 amino acids. Gene Ontology annotation, molecular function: protein binding. The transcript has 2 exons. The record is from RefSeq and is a predicted model, not a curated record. Lineage: Eukaryota; Metazoa; Arthropoda; Insecta; Diptera; Culicidae.
CGGACGCCUGUGUUGAAACACACCGCUAAUGGUGAUCAAGGCCUAACACGAAUAAACGUGUGCGCAGAGGGUUCGAAAUAGUGUGUGGAUGAAUUCCGAGAAACUCAAUUGGAUUUUUGGCAUUUCUAGAAAAAAUGGAUGAAACCAAACUUGAAACUUUAAGACGAGAGUUUCAGAACCAGGAUUGUAUUGACGACCGUAUGUUCGUGGAAUGGUCCAACGUCUUGCUGGAAUGGGAGGUGAAAAAUGUUUAUUUGCCCUGCGAACUUGAAGUGCUUAUCCGUUACAAACUUGCACGCUAUGGCAUGGAGAGGAUUGUCGUCGAUGGUCGCAAAGGCAGUCCAUUGGAUUGGAGAACAUCGGUAACUCGCAUGACGCAGCUGAUUGAGGACAUCCAUUUGAAGACAGUUGAAGAUAUGGAGGAGCAUUUGGAUGAUGAAUUUUCACUCCGACUUCGAUUGGUUUUGGUGAAAUUGCAAGAGGUGGUGUACGUUGAAGAAUUGCGAGAUAUUCCUGUGCGAGAGAUGGAAUUUUGUCUUGCAAUGUUUAUUUUAACAAACUUGAAAGAAGCAGAGUACGGAAUUUAUAAAAUGUUGUUGCUGCCUGCUGAUGUGAUGAGGUAUCUGCGAGCAGUUGUGUCGUGUAUGGAAAAACGGAUAUCAGAUGAGGACGGCAGCAAAACAGUAAUGAAUGAAGACAUUUUGGAGCAGUUUGGAAAGUUGAAAAUAUGCAGCAGCAAAGUGAAAAAACUUUUCACCAUCAAAAGAAUUUGGAUGAACUUACUGGCAAUACUUGAUUAUGGCGACUAUGAAAGUUCUAGGGGAGUUCUAAUAUCGCUUGUAAGAACUCAAAUUGAAUGUGCAUCAUUCUGUCUUCCGAGUCUUACUAGACUCUGUGAGAAAUUGCUAAAGAUCAAAAGCUAUAUGGAAGAACAACCAAAUGAAACAAAUGGAAAAAUCAACAACACAAAGUUAUUUGUUCAAUUGUCAAAGCUGAAAAUAUUGGUAGGUAUUGAAUUGUUUCUUUUGAUAAGAAAUGAGUAUCAGAGUUUUCUAAGUAUUUUAGGAAGUUGUCAAUCGGUAAAACAAAUCAAAAUACUCUGUCGAUAUGUUGUAAGAGCUGAACAGAUUUCCACAUUUCAUGCAUUUGUGUAUCAUCAAAUUUCUGAAUUCUAUACUAAAUUAUUGCAACAAUCGGGGUCAGGUGCAGUAAAUCGUAAUGUAACAGAAAAACAUAAGAUUUUACGGAAGUUUGAAGCGAUUUGUAUUUCUUUCGACAGAAUUAAAUCAUGCGAAAUAGUAGAUCUAAUGGAGUAUAAUGCCGGUUUGGACAAAGUAAAAGUUCGUAUUCAUCAGGAAAUGGAAACGAAUGUGGAUAAAUCUACUGUUGAAUCGGUUCAUGAGCUAUGGAAUAUUUUUGAGCAGGAAACAUGGUUCCUAAAAGCCAACAUUCCGAGUAUCGAAUCAAGUGUAUCUCUGGUCACAAAUGGUUCGGAGAAUUCGCUUCAUGAUCUGAUCGAGAAAAUCAAAAUGAUUCUUGCUGACGUUAAGUGUUCUUCAAUUGAAGGUCUUUUAGAAAACUACCAAGAAUUACCUCAUUGUAUAAUAAUAAAGCUUCGGGCUAUGCUGAUCCGAUACCUCGAAGAACUGAAUAAGGUUUCCCAAUUUGAGGAUGAGCUCGAUUUCCUUAAAUGUGGUCAUCAGAUGUUUUAUGGCACGCGGUUUCUCGAUUUCUUGACCACGGAUUAUCCUAGCUAUGAGGUGUUUAUAAAAAAUUCCAAUUUGCAUAUUGUUAUGGGAGCAUUAUUGUUCACAGAUAUUUACAAGAAACGAGGGUUUGUAGAAACUAAUGGUUUGAAAGACAUUUCACGCGAUGGUCCAAAUUGGGUAGAAACUCAAAGAAAGCUAAAGUCAAGUUUCUUGAAUACUGAUGAUAAUCAGAUACUCGAAUGCAUUAAGCAAGGUGCCUAUCCUGAUGUUUACUUAUUCGAAUCAUUGAACGCUGAUAGCAGUGCAACUCUGAGGAAUAUAAUCACGAAACAACUUUACCUCAAAUUGAAAACAUUUUCUAAGUAUAUCAUUUCAGAACCUAUAAUGGUAGACCUCGUGCAUCGAAUGUUGACUGAUGAUUUCAAAAUUAAAGCGGCUUUAUCCUUGAAAAGAUAUGAUCAAGCUUUUUCGCUUUCAAAUAAGCAAAUUUGUGAUAUUAAUGAGACGUUUUUCUGUUGGGAAUCAUUCAUCUAUGCACUGGGUCAGAGUGAAGCUGGGAGUCAACUUUGGCAACCAAAAACAUUUUGUCACGUGACCCGGAAAUUAAUUGAUGUUGCGAACGUUCAAUCUCUCACAUAUUAUUUCACUUUUCUGAACAAACUAUUGCCAAGCAGUCAUGGUGAACUUUGUGCAAUGCUGCGAAUUAUAAAAUCAUCAAUUAGAACCAGUUUUAUUGAUGCGGAAAAUGCUGAUCGUUUAGAAAAUAUGAUUUCGUCAUUCAUAUUCGAACAGUGCAGAUUGUCAUUUGGAACAUGCAAAGAGUACGAUUAUUUGGAGCUUUUAAAGUCAAUUUCGUCAAUGCGAACAGAGAUUGAUAUAGAUCAGAAAGACAUUUGGAUGGCGCCAUCAUUCUGUUAUAAAAUUAUCGAUUGCCAAACAUUGAGCGAGCAACAGAGAAUUCUUCUUUUGAAAUUCUGUCAUGCACUUGGGAAUAAAUUUUGGAUUCAACCACCACAGCCGGUUUUGCCAGUAAUGACUUAUGCCCUUUCAAAAGGAUGUAAUGAAUUACUGAGCUUUUUGAUGGAUGUUAGUUGUCAAGAAUUCGAAGAUCUGCAUUCGCGGUUUAUGAUGAUCAUUCAGCAGUCUUCGGUAGACAUUUUUAAAUUAUUUUUAUCGUACCACAAAUUCAAUGAUGAACACACAUUCAAUUAUAUAUCCAAUGCGUUGCAAGAGAUGUACAUCAAGCAGAUUUACAUAUCCAGUGAACUACGGACUUUCCUCUUGCAUAAACUGGCUCAGUAUGGUUUCAAUGUGCUUUGCUCUAUUUCCACCGUUUCUAAGAACCCUAUGGAUUGGAUUGGUUCUAUACAGUCGAUUGUGAGAUAUGUUGAUCAUUUGAAAUAUCGCUCCGAUCGCGGCGAUUUUCUGGGGGUUGAUAACGAAGUUCUGUUUUACUUACGAAUGGUUCAUAAUCAACUCUUCUUUAUUAAAGACAAACCAAUUAUUUUUAUUAAAAAAAAUCACAAAAACGAACCUUACUUCGAACGCAUUCCUUUAAAAGAAAUGACAACUCUUUUGGCGAUUUUCCUGUCUUCUUUCAACUUGCAUGAAACUAUGACACCUGGUUCUGAAAGUUAUACGGUUUAUCGAAUGGUAUUGAAUAAACUUACACUUAUGAAGUAUCUUGAGUUUAUUGCAGGGCAACUACAACAUUUCCUUAGUUUGUUUUUCAAUUUGGUUGAACGUUUGAGUAACAUGAUAAAAGAUAGCGGUUCUAGUCCGAAGCGAAAGCAAAUUCAAUUUGAUUGGAGUCGUAUUUGCAGAAAUGACAAUUCCCUUCCGAAGCUCUCGGAUAAUAUUUGGAAUAGAAUAUUUUCGAAGAAGUUUUCUUCUCUGUUGACAAAAAACGCUGAGACAGUAGUGCAAAGCGUCCUAUUGUCCGAACCCAUUGAGUUCGAUUCCACAAAACGUUCAAAAACAAGCAAACAAAUUUCAAAAUUGUAUUACAGAGUUAAACAGUUGUACUCAUUGAAUAAGAUAUUCCAAAUAUUGCAACACAUUUCUUCCUAUGAUGACUGUAAGGAAAGAACUGUGGCAGCUUUGAAGCGGUUCAAUCAAAUAUUUGGAGAGAGCAUUAAGAAUACCAAAAACUCCCAGAAUUUGCCGAGUAAACUGAACCGCACCCUCAAUUAUCAGCUUCGAGACUACAUUUUGAUCGUCAAAAAAACUCGAGACGUCACAUGCCACGAUUAUCCUCUUGUUAAGAAAUUUCUUACCCUCGAAGAGCAAUACACGUUCUAUGCCCGUAUUGAACAGAAGCAGGUUAGAAUGUUGACGGUGACCGUUGCGAUGCUUUUGAUUUGCACUUAUUCGGAGUAUUGGCGUUGUCUAUUCGGUUCUUUGUAUCGGUGUCGUAGUUUACAUAAUUUUAAAUCGCUAAUUAAAUUUGUGGGUAAUCAGGAUAUCAUCGAGUCCUACCAAGUUCAGUGUUUAGAUGUCAUCUGUAAAUAUCAUGAUGAUAUUCAAGAGUCAUUGGAUGCCAUAAUGGUAGAUUUAUUCUCGUCCAGGGAGCUUCAAUCUUUUGAGCGAAUUAAAAAGAAUCACGGCAGAAGACUUGGAACCAUAGAGAAACUACGUGAGAAAAUCAAAGACAGUUUCGGUUUCAGGUUUCGAGAUAUUCAGAUCGCUGCCUUUUCCACCGGCAAUGUCCGUCAUUUGCUCUGCAUCAAUUUACUCCCAAAAGAUGACUACAAUAUCCGGGAGUACAUAGAAAAUACUUGGGUGGUGUUGGAUGAAGAUCAUAAAAUAUUGUCGAAAAAAAUAGAAUUAUUAGAGCACAAUGUAAACGAAUUGAAAUCAACACUGUUCAAUCUCGAAAUCAAUAGAGAAUCCAUGCAAGAAUAUCACAGUCACCAGGAGGUCCGUGAAAUUGUAAGCCGCUUACACAAGAUGUUGGUUGAUAAAAAUUGUCAUGAUAAACAUAUUUUAGAAAAUGCUCUCAACAAAAAAUUGGAUCAGAAGAAAUAUUUCAAUAACAUUUUCUUGAUCAAACAUAAAAUUAAGGCCAUCAGAGAUGUUUUUGAGAACACAACAUCGAAGCAACUGGAUGAUGAAAUCAAUGAAAUUGAGAAAAAAGAAAUUUCUGAGUUGGAAAACAUUUUCCGAAGCAUACAGCAAUCGAUUAGAAACGUCUACACCCAAUACAAUUGUUCCACGAUUGAACUACUGAUGGAAAAUAUUGCUCAAAUACCACAGAAGGCAGUACUAGCAAUUGAGUAUUGCCUCUUGGAGUUGUGUGAAAUUCUAACGAGCACCAAUCAGUUUCAAGAUAAUUUUCACACAAUCAAAUACGAUUUGCAGAUGAUAUGCGGAAGAAAUUUUCGUAACUAUUUAGCUCACGACUCAUUAUCGUAUGACAUUUUGACGUGCAGUUCACGUGUUAAGGUACUUAUCAAUGGUUUAGUUAUGGCAUGGAAGGAAUCUUGGAAACUGUUUGAAAUCCCUAAAUCCAACUCGUUAACGGGAAUCAACGAUCCAAAAACAAUGGGACCAAAAUGGCUGAAAGAACAGUUGUUGGAUUUUGAUUCAAUAGCAAAUUUUCGAGCCACUGAUGCCAUUGAUCUGAUUGGAAAUAGCGUGUUAACCUCAGGGAGAUUUUGGAUUCCAAAUGGUGUCUUUGAGGGCUUACUACCUUUACAACUGACCGAGAUGGUUCACUGCGUUAAAUCAGAUGAUUUGCGAAAGUAUGUAGAUCCUUUUUAUUCCAAUUCAGAAUCGAUGUUUUCUAGGGCCAUUCACAAUGGUGACUUUGAAAUGGCUGCUAUAGAAUUGAAUGGACAGUCAUGGUGUCAACGAAUCUGCCCACAAAACUAUCCAUGCUUUGGAGGCCUGUUGAAAUAUCUGCACCAGCAGGAGAAUAUUCGAGAGAUUCUAAGUGUUUUGGAAAUACUGAACACAGGAUAUUUUUUGUUUUCAGAUUCGCAAGGUUUUAUAGGCUAUCUCAAAAAUCACAAACCUGCUGAUUUGCAUGAUGCUCAAAUUCAUUCUAUUUAUUUGCGCAGUCCAUUAGAUUAUUUGCUUGAUUUGAUUCCUGAUGAUUCUGCCACUGUGGAUCAUUUGAUUGCUGCUAUUUUAGUAAAUCAUUUCGAAUACUUUGAGCACUUACUGAAGCUUCCAAGAAUUUUAAAACAUUUGGUGGGCAGUAAGUUUGAGACUUGUGCCAAGCUCUGUGCACGGUUUGGUCGCAUUGAAAUGCUCCUUGAUAUUAUAACCUUGCCGCCAUGUUCGCAAGCCAUAUUAGAUUUGACAUUGAGCGUUGCUACGAGGCAUCGACACUGGAAACUCGUGUCACUUCUUCAAACUGAGCACAGAGCCAAUCCUUGGAACUACAUGAACGAAUUCUAUGCCGGAGACUUGGCUAUUCGGAUGGGAAAUUUGAGCAUAUUCAAGAUGUUUCUGAAAAUCCUGUCGAACACGGAAUACAAUUUUCAAAGCCUUCUAUCAACGGUGGCUGAGUUCGGUUUGGUCCCCAUGGCACAAUUUCUGAUUAAAAUGGGAUGUGACGUUUGGCAAAACGAGAAAAUUUUGCUCCUAGCGAACGCCAACAAAAAAGACGCCAUGAUGCUUGAUGUUGUUGAAGAUUUAUUGUUCAAAUUCAAAAAAGCUGAUGAUAAGGAUGCUAAGCUGCAUGAAUGGAAGCGAGUGGUUCACGAAUGGGAAUUGCUUAAUAACUUCAAUGAAUCAUCAAGGCUUUUCUUGAACAACUAUCAACGUUCUGAAAAAAUGCUCAACAAAAUGCUUACAUUUGGAAAAAUGGACGAUGGUUGUUCGGUAACAAAAAUAGAAUCCAGCGUCAUUAAAUGCGAUGACCCACGAAUUAAUAUAUUCAGAUCCGUUCGUAAUUUGGCAAGUUUCGAUAUAAAUAUUAAAAGUAUGACCCCAACAGGACCUCCCCUGAGCGUACAAAUUGACUAUCAGAUGGAAUCUGAAGGUAUGAUCUCUGAUAUCGUUCUUGAUGUAUUCAACGCAAAGACUGACUUUCCAAGCAGUUUUACACUUUCAAAAUCCUACACCUCAAAGCCAUUUCCGAUAUUUGUUUGUUACGAUUUAAUCAAACUAGUGGAUAGUUGCACAUCAUCGUCUGCUAUAAUAGGUCAGUUUCAACUCGAAACUCAACAAAUUCGUUUCAUACGAGUUGGAUCGAGUCUGUACAUUGUGCAUAUUGGAAAAAUGGGCUCACCAACUUACUUAGAAGGAUUUUUCAACGCCACCAACAGAAGGGGGCAAACUAUUUUCAACAGUCUUCAUUCAGAUGUCGACAUAGAACUGAUUAAAAUAUUGCUUUCCACUGGUAUAGAUUUGACAGCAGUUGAUAAAUUUGGCAAAAACUCACUGAUGCUUACGUUGGAUGCCCUCUGCUCUUGGGAAGUUUUGGAAUUCUUACUCGAGCAUUGCUUCAAAAACAACAUACGAAGUGUCCAAAAUAUUCAUAUUUUCCAAAUGCAAGACCAUGAGGGAUGCACCCUGCUACAGUACGCAAUACUAGUCAGGCGGCUUAAUGUUGUGACAUUCCUGCUGAACCAUGGAGUUGAUCAGACUACACCCGACCAUUUAGGCAGGUUUCCUAUCCAUUAUGCUGUCUUGAGCGGAAGUUUAUUGAUUGCCGAUAUCUUAAUUGAUCGCAAGGAAAAUGUAGUGAAUGUGCUGCAAAUCCUAAGCAAGCACUCGCCUCUCAUGAUGGCGGUGAACAUGAAUAAUAUCCAGAUGGUCAAGUUGCUACUACGAAAAGGAGCUGACAUAAACCUUAGAAGUGACAAAGGUGAAACAGCCGUAGAAUGGGCAAUUUCUAUGGAACGGUAUAAUAUUCUUGUGGAAAUUUUGCACCAUGCCGGUUCUCUAGAAAUAGACGUUGUAAGUAACAUUGCUGGGGAUAGAGAAAAUGCCUUGCAACGCAGUUUGCUACAGGAUAAUUUGGAUAUUUUUAAAUUGAUUCUCGAGCAUAUGGUUUGUGGCCCUAUUGGUGCUAGCCGUGAAUCACUGAUUGCCAUGAAACAUAUUUUGCUUGCUAAGGAUUAUGACGGCAUGAACAUUUUUGAUUAUGCAUUUUUAUUAUUAAACAACAGAAUAUUCCUCUACCUUAAAGAAUGUGAAAAUCUCUAUGAAAAAGUAAUGGGAGAACCAUUACGUCAGAGUGAUUGCUCGUGGAUAUCCAUGCUUUCAAGGUUGGACUCAACCUCAGGUUCAACCUCAGAACAAGCUCUCAAGGAAAUAGAUGAUUUAGACUAA